CGCAAUUGUUCUCUCUCGUUAAACCCCCUUUCUGUAUUCGUCCAGUCAACAGAAUUCAGAUUCUCUCCGCUUAUGGCUUCAAUGGAGAAGACGAGGUCUUCCUUGUUUCGGACUCGCGAAAAGCCCGAAAUCCCACUUUAAAAACCCGAUUCGCGACCCGUUUUACAGAAGAAGAACCAAAGAAAUCAAUGGAGCUUCCGUUUAUUUCUCUAUCUUCAAACACUUCAGCGAUGUCGUUUGCUGCUAGACUCGGAUUCUGCUCCAAGAUUUCCCAUUUUCCGGCGAGGAAGCGGGCCCCCACCUUCGCCGGCGGGAGGUUCCCGGCGCCGUCCGGCGUUAGGGCUUCGGUGGAGCGGAGGAGUGAGAGGCUGGAGGAGGGGCAGCCACGUGGGGGGUUCACGGGGCCGGCCAUGGAGGUGACCACACUGGAUAGGAGUUUCGGAGAAACAGAGUUCCCUGUUUGGGAAAAGAUUGGUGCUGUUGUGAGGCUCAGCUAUGGUGUUGGAAUCUAUGGAGCAAUGGCUCUGGCUGGGAGAUUUAUAUGCUCAAUAUCUGGGAUUGAUUGGAUGGGAGGGUUUCAGCCAUCUUUGGAUGCUAUUUUGGAAGGACUUGGAUAUGCUGUCCCUCCAAUUAUGGCCCUCCUCUUCAUUCUUGAUGACGAAGUUGUGAAGUUGUCACCCCAUGCUCGAGCGAUCCGAGAUGUCGAAGACGAGGAGCUUCGGAGCUUCUUUUACGGAAUGUCUCCAUGGCAGUUCAUUCUUAUCGUUGCCGCAAGCUCAGUCGGGGAGGAGCUCUUUUACCGUGCAGCCGUUCAGGGAGCACUGGCUGAUAUAUUCUUAAGGAGUACUGAUAUCGCCGCAGAUGUUCAAGGAAUGGCAUCUCUGACCGGCGUGCUGCCUCCAUUUGUGCCAUUUGCACAGGCAUUUGCAGCGGUUAUCACAGCUGCUCUCACGGGUUCCCUCUACUAUGUUGCUGCAUCGCCGAAAGAUCCCACUUAUGUAGUUGCUCCGGUUUUGCAAUCUCGGUCUGGUCGUGAAGAUCUCAAAAAGCUUUUCGCAGCGUGGUACGAGAGAAGACAAAUGAAGAAGAUAUACUCUCCCCUCCUCGAAGGACUCCUUGCUCUCUACCUCGGUUUCGAGUGGAUCCAGACUGAUAACAUUCUCGCACCGAUCAUCACGCAUGGUAUAUACUCGGCCGUGAUACUGGGGCACGGACUUUGGAAGAUCCACGACCACCGGAGACGAUUGCGCCACAGAAUCCAGCAGCUUAAGAUGGAAGGAAAAAGCUCAGAUAGUUUGUGAAAAAAAAAAAAAAAAGUUGAUAUAGAGACCAACCAAAAUUUGUAAAUUAUAUCUUGGCAGAGCCAAUUUUCAACUGUCCAUACAAGAAUUGAAGUAUAUAUAUAUAGAUCAAGAAACUUAUAGAUGUGAAUAUGAAGAAAACAAUUAUAGUGUCAUAUUUUAGAUGCUGGGGAAGAUUUUGGA
Momordica charantia (bitter melon) is the source of this 1484-nucleotide messenger RNA. RefSeq names its product CAAX protease self-immunity protein. Gene Ontology annotation, biological process: CAAX-box protein processing. Lineage: Eukaryota; Viridiplantae; Streptophyta; Magnoliopsida; Cucurbitales; Cucurbitaceae. Gene Ontology annotation, cellular component: membrane. The record is from RefSeq and is a predicted model, not a curated record. Gene Ontology annotation, molecular function: metalloendopeptidase activity.